Phragmites australis (common reed) is the source of this 1008-nucleotide messenger RNA. RefSeq names its product phosphopantetheine adenylyltransferase 1-like. NCBI's taxonomy places the organism in Eukaryota, Viridiplantae, Streptophyta, Magnoliopsida, Poales, Poaceae. Gene Ontology annotation, molecular function: dephospho-CoA kinase activity; pantetheine-phosphate adenylyltransferase activity. Gene Ontology annotation, biological process: coenzyme A biosynthetic process. The record is from RefSeq and is a predicted model, not a curated record. The transcript is spliced from 6 exons. Bases 66 to 602 code for a protein of 178 amino acids.
GAAGCCUUACGUUCUUCUUCUUCCCCUAAAAAAACAAAAAAAAAAGAAAAAGAAAAGAGCGAAAAAUGAUCGCUCCCCCCGAUGACGGCGCCACCCCGGCUGGAGCUCCGCGGCCGCCGUCCCCGGAGAAGUCGGCGACACCGGCGUACGGUUCCGUGGUUCUCGGCGGCACCUUCGACCGCCUCCACGACGGCCAUCGCCGCCUUCUCAAGGCCUCGGCGGAUUUGGCGAGGGAUCGGAUCGUGGUGGGCGUCUGCACGGGCCCCAUGCUCGCCAAGAAGGAGUAUGCGGAGCUGAUUGAGCCUGUCGAGAAGCGCAUCAUGGCCGUGGAGGAUUACAUCAAGUCUAUUAAGCCAGAACUGAUAGUACAAGUGGAGCCUAUUGAGGAUCCUUAUGGCCCAUCCAUUAUUGAUGAUAAGUUGGAUGCCAUUAUUGUCAGUAAGGAGACGUUAAAUGGUGGACUUGCUGUAAAUAGGAAAAGGGUAGAGAAAGGGUUGCCACUGUUGAAGGUUGAGGUUGUUGAUCUCCUUUCUGGAUGCGUGGAGGGGAAGAAAUUGAGUUCGUCUGCUUUAAGGAAGCUCGAGGCGGAGCAAGCUCAAUAAACUGAAGUAAAAACUGCUAGCCGUGAAGGUUCUUAGUGAGGAAAAAGAAUACUUGAAUCUGGUUAGCUGGAUGCACAAAUCCCGGGUUGUCUGCCCCAAGCUCAUUGUCGACAAAAAGUAAUCAGAGCUGGCAGUUUGGUUACCUUUCUGGAGGAAUAAUCUUUGAACAUUGAACCAUGGACCUGUAACAGUAUUACUCUAACCUUAUAAACUCAAUCUGGGCAACAUGGACUCUUCCGAACUAACCAAAUUUACAGAUUUUGUAUUGGCAUUGCCAUCUGAAUGUAAAAAGGAUGUCCCUAUGGGGUUGUCUUGUCUAGAAUAGUGGCAAAACUACAAAUGAAUACGGUGUUCCUUAUGUCAUGCACUCAUAUAAUGUGUACUUGAAAAGAACUCAUUAUGCUCU